Molecule: messenger RNA, 4326 nt
Organism: Rhinolophus ferrumequinum (greater horseshoe bat)
Lineage: Eukaryota; Metazoa; Chordata; Mammalia; Chiroptera; Rhinolophidae
Product: lanosterol synthase
Exons: 22
Coding region: 144-2342 (732 amino acids)
Biological process (GO): cholesterol biosynthetic process; triterpenoid biosynthetic process
Cellular component (GO): lipid droplet
Molecular function (GO): lanosterol synthase activity
Source: RefSeq, a predicted model, not a curated record
CGCGGCGUUCUGAUUGGCUGCUGAGGCAUCUGGCCAUCGCUCAGCACGGGUCGGCCGAGCGGCGCGCCUCUGCAGUGCUCUCCGGUGGGCUUUAAGAAGGGCCGCAGGUGGCUGGGGUCGCCGCAGAGGUCGCCGCGGCAGUCAUGACCGAGGGCACGUGUCUGCGUCGCAGAGGGGGACCCUAUAAGACACCGCCCGCCACCGACCUCAGCCGCUGGCGACUCAGCAAUGAGAGGGGAAGGCAGGUGUGGACGUAUUUUCAAGAGGAUGAGCCUGGCCGGGGGCAGACUGCGCUGGAAGCUCACUCCUUGGGACUGGACACCGGGAGUUACUUUAAAGACCUGCCCAAAGCCCGCACAGCGCGCGAGGGGGCUCUGCAUGGGAUGAUAUUUUACAUGGGGCUGCAGGCUGAGGACGGCCACUGGGCGGGUGAUUACGGUGGGCCGCUCUUCCUCCUGCCAGGCCUCCUGAUCGUGUGCCACGUGGCACGUAUCCCUCUGCCGGCUGGGUACAGAGAAGAGAUUACGCGGUACCUGUGGUCUGUGCAGCUCCCGGAUGGCGGCUGGGGCCUGCACGUCGAGGACAAGUCCACAGUGUUUGGGACCGCACUCAACUACGUGUCCCUGCGAAUCCUGGGCAUCGGGCCCGACCAUCCUGACCUGGUCCGUGCCCGGAACCUUCUGCACAAGAAAGGUGGAGCUGUGGCCAUCCCCUCCUGGGGGAAGUUCUGGUUGGCGACCCUGAAUGUUUACAGCUGGGAAGGUCUCAACACGCUCAUACCAGAGAUGUGGCUGUUUCCUGCCUGGGUGCCCGCGCACCCCUCCACACUGUGGUGCCACUGCCGGCAGGUCUACCUGCCCAUGAGCUACUGCUAUGCCACCAGGCUGAGCGCCCAGGAAGACCCACUCAUCCAGAGCCUGCGCCAGGAGCUGUACGUGGAGGACUACAGCAGCAUCGACUGGCCGGCCCAGAGGGCCAACGUGGCCCCUGACGAUCUGUAUACACCGCCCAGCUGGCUGCUCCGCGUGGUGUUCGCCUUGUGCAACCUGUACGAGCGCCACCACAGCACCAGCCUGCGGCAGUGGGCUGUCCAGAGACUGUACGAGCACAUCGUGGCCGAUGACCGCUUCUCCAAGUGUAUCAGCAUUGGUCCGAUCUCGAAAACUAUCAACAUGCUUGUGCGCUGGCGUGUGGACGGGCCAGCCUCCGACCCUUUCAAGGAACACGUGUCCAGGAUUCCCGAUUACCUGUGGCUGGGCCUGGAUGGCAUGAAGAUGCAGGGCACCAAUGGCUCACAGGUCUGGGACACCUCGUUUGCCAUCCAGGCUCUGCUGGAGGCUGGUGCACAGCACAGACCCGAGUUCUCGUCUGGCCUGCAGAAGGCGCAUGAGUUCCUGCGGAUCUCACAGGUCACAGACAACAUGCCCGACUACCAGAAGUACUACCGCCAGAUGAGGAAGGGCGGCUUCCCCUUCAGCACCGCGGACUGUGGCUGGAUCGUCUCCGACUGCACGGCGGAGGCUUUGAAGUCCGUCCUCCUCGUGCAGGAGAAGUGUCCUUUCGUCACCACACACGUCCCGCCAGAGCGGCUCUUCGAUGCCGUCAAUGUGUUGCUGAACAUGAGAAACUCCGAUGGGGGGUUUGCCACCUAUGAGACCAAGCGUGGGGGGUACCUGCUGGAGCUGCUAAAUCCCUCGGAGGUCUUCGGGGACAUCAUGAUAGACUACACGUACGUGGAGUGCACCUCGGCCGUGAUGCAGGCACUGCAGCAUUUCCACGUGCAGUUCCCGGAGCACAGGCCCCAGGAGAUCAGGGAGACUCUCAAGCGGGCCCUGGAGUUCUGUCGGCAGAAGCAGAGGCCUGAUGGCUCCUGGGAGGGCUCCUGGGGUGUUUGCUUCACCUACGGCACCUGGUUUGGGCUGGAAGCUUUCGCCUGCAUGGGGCACACUUACCGCAACGGGGCUGCCUGCGGGGAGGUGUCGAAGGCCUGCGACUUCCUGCUCUCCCGGCAGAUGGCGGACGGAGGCUGGGGGGAGGACUUCGAGUCCUGCGAGCAGCGGCGUUACGUGCAGAGUGCCCAGUCCCAGAUCCACAACACGUGCUGGGCCCUGAUGGGGCUGCUGGCCGUCAGGCAUCCCUGCGUGGAGGCGCUGGAGAGAGGAGUCCGGUGUCUGCUGAGCAAACAGCUCCCCAAUGGCGACUGGCCCCAGGAAAACAUCUCUGGCGUCUUCAACAAGACCUGUGCCAUCAGCUACACGAGCUACAGGAACGUCUUCCCCAUCUGGGCCCUCGGCCGCUUCUCCAACCUGCACCCCGACAGCGCCCUUGCGGGCCACCCGUGAGAGCAGGCCUGUGGGCGCCUGGUCGGGGGCUGGCGGGCCCAGGACCCCUGUACCCAUGCCCAACACUCCCCACUUCCAGAGUGAGUCCCAAGACCAAGCCUGGGCUGAGCCGGGUGGCUCUUUAGACACUUGAUCUUCAGCUUAAGUUUAGUUUUGAGAGAAGCUCAAUGGGUCUGGGUGAGGGAAGGAACAAGAUGAAUUGUGACAAUGCAGAGGGCACGGCAUGGUGUGUCCUCGCCAUGGGCAUUGGGCUGGCAGGGCUUCUCAGGAGAGGAGCUGUCCGCCCCUGCCCGGUGCUGGGCUCACCGCAGGCCGGCUCUUCCUGUGCCUUCUGUCCCUUGGGCUGAGGGACGUGUUGGCCUUCCCAAACAGCCCGGUGGGCAGAGGCCACCCAGGGCUCGGUGAGGAUCGGGAACCAGACAGGGCAUGCCGACCCUGCCCCUGAUAUCGUGUGCCCACGCUAUAUCACGGUGCUGCCAGUAUGUGGAUGCCAGCAUCCCCACCUCCAGUUUACAGCCUGUAAUGACAAAUGCUCAGGGAGACCAAGCAUGACAAAGGCUAACGGUGCGUUAGCAGCUUGGUGGUUACCACGGUGUGGCGCCACUGUGCACCCCAGGCUGUCACUCACCACCCCUGGGGCUCGUCAGGCAGGCGUGACCCCCAGCUCACCCUCAUGGCUGUCGAGACCCUCAUGCCCCCAUCUGCUCUGAGCUAGAGCGGGAGUGACUUCCAGGCGAUGACUUUUGGCAAGUUGUCCUCUGGUUCCUAAACCUGUCUGGUUUGUUGGGCAGGGCCUGGGGGCUCGGACUGGGGAGUCCGGGACGUAGGUUUGCCCUUGACCUGCAGACAGGCAGCUGUCAUGCUCAGGGCCCCCCAGGAGUAGCUGUGGAAUCACCAAGAGCUUUGAUGAGAACAAAGGCCAGAGGCCCCAGCCCACACCACUUCAGCCUGCCGUUCCUGUGUCCCGCCCCCUGCACCGGCGGCAGCCCCCGCUGUGUUCUGCCUGGACAGUGCAGGCCCAUCGGGUUGCCCUUCUGCCUCCGUCAUUCCCGGCCCAGAAGCCGGUAGGCCCCUUGCUGAGACUUUCCACAUGUGGCCUUCCUCCCACAGCCCUCGGGGCUCCUAGGCGCUCUCCAUUACUGCCCAGAGCUCGCUGCCUUCAGGGACCUCACCCGAGCUGGGCCCUCACCUGACGUCCUCCCGUCCCUUGGGUCACGCUCCUGCCUGCUCUCAGCCCCACAGGGCCGGCCCCCCUGGCCGCCACACUGGGGCACGGAGCAGGGUUCAGCCUGCUGCUCAGACAUUUUAUUGGGGUUUUUUUGGUGAAGGAACCGUGUUGGAUCCCUUUGAGAUCUGCCGGGUUUGUUCUUGCCUCUUAAAAAAAUUUGGAAUCCUUUUUUCUUUUUCAGUUACAGGUGACAUUCAAUAUCAUACUAGUUUCAGGUGACUAGCACAGUGGUGAGACAUUUAUGUUCCUUCCAACGUGUUCUCCCUGCUCAGUUCAGUCCCCGCCCGGCACCACGGGCAUCACAUCAUUGACUGUAUUCCAGUACUUCACUUUACAUCCAUGGCUGCUCCGUAACUGCCAACUGUACUUCUUCAUCCCUUCCCCUUCUCGCCCUGCCCCCAACGCCCUCCCGUCAGGCAACCAUCAGUUUCUUCUCUGUGUCUUUGAGUCUGGUUCUGUUUGUUCGUUUAUUUUGUGUUUUAGAUUCUACAUAUAAAUGACAGCAUACGGUAUUUAUCUGUGUCUGACUUAGAAGAUUUUGCAUAUUAUGCUGGGAAACUUCCUCUGGGGCCAUAGUAGGUUUUCUGUGUUCACCAUGAUGUAUUUCACACCCUUCCCUCUGAGGGACUUUCUAACUGGGAAUGUGUGACUCACAAUGAACUUCCCUCUAGGAAAAUUCUUUUCCUGACCAAACAGAAUCACUAGUGUUACACACACUUGCAUUUUACUCAGGCAAUAAAAAUGUUUGAAGAGCCA